Messenger RNA from Phascolarctos cinereus (koala), 9968 nucleotides. Lineage: Eukaryota; Metazoa; Chordata; Mammalia; Diprotodontia; Phascolarctidae. The record is from RefSeq and is a predicted model, not a curated record.
CGUGCGGAAGCUGGGAGGUGCUCAGCGUUGCCGAGUAGGGGAAAGGCAACAGCAGAGGCGGGCGACAGCUGUAGCUGUGACUGUCUCCCUGCUCUGGGGAAGGGAUGGGGGCCAGUGCUCCCUUUGGGUCCUCAUCCAGCGGCAGCUCGGGGCUCCAUGCCCUGCAGCUUUAGGAAGAAGCUGAGACCACAGUCACUGGAGAGCUAAGAAAGGACACGCACUCUUCCAUUUCUCCAUCUCUCUCUCGGUGUGCUUCUCUCUCCUUCCCGUUUUUCCCGAAGGAAAAAGCAGGAGUGCUGAAGAGGAGUCAGGAGGAGGAGUACAGAGCAUGGGGGGAGCAGCCCGUGGAGGAGGAGGAGGAGGACGACGUGGCGGCGGAGGCAGCUGUCCAGAAGGGCUCUACCGGCUCCUCUUGCUGGGGCUUUGCUGCUGGGUUGCAGGCGCUGCGGCUGUCCGAGGAAGUGACAAUAGUGAUACCCUGCCUGAGUCCAUUCCAUCGGCACCUGGGACACUGCCUCAUUUCAUGCAGGAGCCUAAUGAUGCCUAUAUCAUAAAGAGCAAUCCAAUUGCCCUGAGAUGCAAAGCCAUGCCCGCAAUGCAGAUUUUCUUCAAAUGCAACGGGGAGUGGGUCCAUCAAAAUGAGCACGUAUCUGAAGAAAGCAUGGAUGAGAGUACAGGUCUGAAGGUCCGAGAAGUGUUUAUCAAUGUCACCAGGCAGCAAGUGGAGGAUUUUCAUGGACCUGAAGACUAUUGGUGCCAGUGUGUUGCAUGGAGCCAUCUGGGUACCUCUAAGAGCCGGAAGGCAUCAGUCCGCAUAGCCUAUUUACGGAAAAAUUUCGAGCAAGAUCCCCAGGGAAGGGAGGUGCCUAUUGAAGGGAUGAUUGUCCUGCAUUGUCGCCCACCAGAGGGUGUCCCUGCUGCAGAGGUGGAGUGGCUAAAGAAUGAAGAGCCUAUCGAUUCCCAACUGGAUGAGAACAUUGACACCAGGGCUGAUCACAAUUUAAUUAUCAGGCAGGCUCGCCUCUCUGAUUCUGGGAAUUAUACCUGCAUGGCUGCCAACAUUGUGGCCAAGAGAAGAAGCCUGUCAGCUACUGUUAUUGUUUACGUGAAUGGAGGCUGGUCUUCCUGGACAGAGUGGUCAGCCUGCAAUGUUCGCUGUGGUAGAGGAUGGCAGAAACGUUCUCGGACCUGCACCAAUCCCGCUCCACUCAAUGGGGGUGCCUUUUGUGAGGGAAUGUCAGUGCAGAAAAUCACCUGCACUUCUCUUUGUCCUGUUGAUGGAAGCUGGGAGGUAUGGAGCGAAUGGUCAGUGUGUAGCCCAGAGUGUGAGCACCUGAGAAUACGGGAGUGUACAGCACCACCUCCAAGAAAUGGGGGGAAAUUCUGCGAAGGCCUCAGUCAAGAAUCGGAGAACUGCACAGACGGGCUCUGCAUUCAAGAUAAAAAACCUCUUCAUGAAAUAAAACCCCAAAGCAUUGAGAAUGCCAGCGACAUUGCUCUCUACUCGGGAUUGGGAGCGGCAGUCAUCGCCGUGGCAGUUCUGGUCAUUGGAGUAACCCUCUACAGACGGAGCCAGAGUGACUAUGGCGUGGACGUCAUUGACUCCUCUGCACUGACAGGUGGCUUCCAGACCUUCAACUUCAAAACUGUCCGUCAAGGCAACUCGCUCCUAUUGAAUUCCUCCAUGCAACCUGACCUGACAGUGAGCCGUACCUAUAGUGGGCCCAUCUGCCUACAGGACCCCCUGGACAAGGAACUCAUGACAGAGUCUUCACUUUUUAACCCAUUGUCGGACAUCAAGGUCAAAGUCCAGAGCUCAUUCAUGGUUUCCCUAGGAGUAUCAGAACGAGCAGAGUAUCAUGGCAAGACCCACUCUGGGACAUUUCCCCAUGGGAAUACCAGAGGUCUUAAUACAAUACAUCCCAGGAAUAAAACCCCCUACAUCCAGAAUCUCUCAUCACUCCCCAGCAGAACCGAGCUGAGGACCACUGGUGUUUUUGGCCAUCUGGGAGGGCGUUUAGUGAUGCCAAAUACAGGGGUGAGCUUACUCAUACCACAUGGAGAUCCUGAAGAGAAUUCUUGGGAGAUUUAUAUGUCCAUCAACCAAGGUGAAUCCAGUCUCCAGCCAGAUGGAUCAGAAGUACUCCUGAGUCCUGAAGUUACCUGUGGGCCUUCAGACAUGGUGGUCAGCACACCCUUUGCCUUGACCAUACCCCACUGUGCUGAUGUCAGUUCUGAGCACUGGAAUAUUCAUUUGAAGAAGAGGACCCAACAGGGCAAGUGGGAGGAGGUGAUGUCAGUGGAGGAUGAAUCGACUUCCUGCUAUUGCCUCUUGGAUCCAUUUGCAUGUCACGUCCUCCUGGACAGCUUUGGGACAUAUGCACUGGCUGGAGAACCCAUCACUGACUGUGCUGUGAAGCAACUCAAAGUGGCUGUCUUUGGCUGCAUGUCAUGCAACUCCUUGGAUUACAACUUGAGAGUCUAUUGUGUGGACAACACCCCUUGUGCAUUUCAGGAAGUGGUUUCAGAUGAAAGGCAUCAAGGGGGCCAGCUACUGGAAGAACCCAAGUUGCUGCAUUUCAAAGGAAAUACCUUUAGUCUUCAGAUCUCUGUCCUCGAUAUCCCCCCUUUCCUUUGGAGAAUUAAACCAUUUACUGCAUGCCAGGAAGUCCCAUUUUCUCGGGUGUGGUGCAGUAACAGACAGCCCCUGCACUGUGCCUUCUCCCUGGAGCGCUACACUCCCACCACCACCCAGCUGUCCUGCAAGAUUUGCAUCCGGCAGCUCAAAGGCCAUGAACAGAUCCUCCAAGUGCAGACAUCAAUCCUCGAGAGUGAAAGAGAAACCAUCACUUUUUUUGCACAAGAGGACAACACAUUCCCUGCACAGACUGGCCCCAAAGCCUUCAAAAUCCCCUACUCCAUCAGACAGAGGAUAUGUGCAACAUUUGAUACUCCCAGUGCCAAAGGCAAAGACUGGCAGAUGUUAGCACAGAAAAACAGCAUUAACAGGAAUUUAUCCUACUUUGCUACCCAAAGUAGCCCAUCCGCUGUCAUUUUGAACCUGUGGGAAGCUCGUCAUCAACAUGAUGGUGACCUUGACUCCUUGGCCUGUGCCCUUGAAGAGAUUGGGAGGACACACACAAAACUCUCAAACAUUCCUGAAACUCAGCUUGAAGAGCCCGACUUCAGCUACAGCAGGCAAAAUGGACUUUAGUCCAUCUCCUCUCAUGGACAGACCAUUGGCCAGCUUUGGGACUUUUUUUAUUAGGUGGGGAGGAAAGAGGUGGCUUUUAGCCCAAUGGUAUUUGGGAAAACUCAACUUCAUAUAUAACCAGAGGGACAUCCCUUGAAGAAACUGAAGGCUGUCUUGGUAAAUCAUGUUAAUGUUAGGAAAGUCCAAGCUUGCAUCCAAAAGGCCCCAUCCUAUCUGAGUUAAUACUGUCUUAACUCUACCAAUUCUGAAUAGUUGAAGUGGGGGAAACACACACACACACACACACACACACACACACACACAAUUGCCUUUAAACAGGCUCAUAUUUUUGGAAUUGUUAAUGGGUCCAAACAUCAGGUGGCAACAAAGCAGACUUUGGAUGUGUAUGGUUUGAAAAAAGUUCAUACAGUAACGAUGUUCCCCAAGGGCCAAAUUAUUCUGAUAUCAAUGUCAGGUUGUUGUUUUUUUUUAACCAAUUGAUAUUUCCAACAUGAGAAAUGAGUAUAAAACUGACCUUUAUAUAUAACAAUAUUACCAGUCCAUUUUUGUGAUUUCAACCAUAUCACAAGCAGGAAAUGGGAAUUUAGAACUGAGAAUCUAAGUAAGUCACACCAGCACCACCACCCAGCCUAGCCCGCAUCCACUAGGAUGUGCCUGGGUUGUCAGGAGGAAUGAAUAGGAUGAUUAAUUAGUUAAAUAUACCCUAUUGCCACUUCCUUCCAAAAGCUAAGACUCACUUCACUCCCUCCUACCAUUCCCCCUCAAUGCAGAAAAGUAAGGGACUGUUUCCAGGUGCAUCCCUGACCACAAUUAAUCAUCACUGCAUGGUGACUUAGGAUGAUAGCCAUUGCUUACAAUAUAUAAAGAAAGGUCCCCAACCCCACCACCUCUACUCACAGCUGAGCCACACAAAUUGUAGUAGAAUCAAAUCCGUUAUAACGCAGCUGGGUAUUGGAUUUGGAUGUGUCACAAGUCGGUUUCUUUUCCAGGAAUCAUAGCUCCAUAAGCUGAAGGCCUCAAAAAGCUUGGUUAGUUUAAAAGAUAGUGGGUGUUAGCCAGAUCUCCCUAAUACCACUGUAAGAAAAUGGAGUUUUGCUAUGGUUUUUUACGAAGUUUAUUGAAACGUUUCUUGCAUUUUUCUAUCAUUAAGAACCCUCCAGUAAAAACUCUGGGCCACUUUCUCCCCAGGAAUUGUUUUUUAAAGAAUCACCAGAAUCAUUAACUUUGAAUAGUAUCUGGUAAAUCCUCCAUUUAAGUCAACAGGUAUUUAUUUAUUAGGUGCCUACUUAGUGCUAGGCACUGUGAAUACAAAGAUAAAAAUGAAAUAUCACCUAUCCUCAAAGGGGUCAUCCUAUAACACAAGCUAUUACAAUGUCCUCCAUUCCUGUAAGUUUAAUUAUUUCUGGCAACACCAUUAUGGUGUAGCUAAUUUUCAGUCAUAUGGGGGAAAUAGUGGAUUUAUUUACCCCGAAAAAUUUGAAAUCCACAAGAAAUUCAGGAACUUUAUUUUAACCUCCUUUUCCAUAAAACCUUUUUGACCAAAGCUUCAUGCAAAUAGUCAAAUGGAUUCUGUUUAGAUUGACCUCUACUCCCUAACCAUGCAUGUGAGGAAGCAUUACCCAGAAGAGUAACAUUCUUCAUAGACUUGAUGACAGAAGAGGAGAGAAGGAGGAGGCAGAGACUUGAAAAGGCCACGAGUUGGAUAAGCAGACCCUAACUCUCCUGAAGGACUUGGGUUAUACCAACGACAGGUAGAAAGAGGAAAUUUUACAAUAUCCAAAGAGAUGAAAAUAGCAACUAUAUAAAUGUGUUAGUUUAUCCAAAGAAGAAGCUUCCUGAACAAUUAUUAAAAUGUGUAACCAUCAUUUUUUAGAGCCCUUUUAAAAAAAAAAUCCAAAAAUACUACCCCAAGGAAAAUGGUCUAAAGGCUUGGAAUUCAUGACACCAUGUCUAACAUUGUCUGGUGCAUAUUGACUCCUGCAUUGGCUUUGCUACAUGAAAUUCAGCAGCAGAAGGCUUUUCUCAGGUACUGAAUGGAUUAUUGUACAGAACAGACAAAUCCACUUAGAGCUGUCAAAUCUGUUUUCUGAAAUAUUGUCGCUAGAUCAGGAGAAUGCCCUUUUCUUAAUAGUCUGUUCAACAUGCUUAUCCCUUAUAGGAAACAAUGAAGAAGAAUCCAUGGGAGUAUAAGUCAUUUGACAUCUCUGAAAUAGUUUCUUGAAGAAGCAGCAUUGGAUAGAGUCAAUCAUCAAAACAAGUACAGAACUAAUUUGAGAGGAGGGAUUGGGGGAGAAUUUGCAGAGCAGCUGUUUUUGGCUCCUCAGAGAAAAAAGACAUUACCACUACUUCCUCCAUCUUUUUUUCUGCCCUAAAGUAGGACACAGCAUUUUCCUCUUCUCUCCUGAAUGGCCUUCUAAGCAUUUCAUCCAUUGAUGUGAAUUAAGAUAGACCUUGAAUGAAUCUCAGCAUUUUUAAAGAGUGUUCUUGUAUUUUAAAACAGAUCCAAAAUUUAAACAAGGCUGAUGAAAGUUUAUUUGAAACAUUUAAAGAUAAAAUGGGGCAUUUUUACCCUCUGAAUAUUAACUCAAUAGCUUUUUUUUUCCACCUGUGGCUUAAGCUCAUAGACUCACCUGAUAAAAACACAAUACACUAUUAAGAUCAAGUCCAACUCUCUCAUUUUCUGAAUAAGGAAACUGAGGCUGAGAGGUUGAAUUAAGACACACUUGACAAUUUGAGGCAAUACCAAAGAAAAUGAAAUCUUGUCUAUCAAUCAAAUAUUCAAACUAACCCUUUGACUCAUUCUUUCUCUUUCCCCUUCUUUACAUAUUAAUCUCCCUUCUUCUGAUAUCAAGUGCAGAAAAGGGUGAAGCUGAAUUCUUGCUAAGUUUAGAGUCCUUCAACAAUGUGGCAAUGAAUGUCUAAUAAGAGAACUUGCAAGAUUUACAGAGCAAUGGGCUUUCAGGGCCAAUCAGAUAAAGCCUUAGAUCAUCAUUUGAACCUUGGACUAUUUAGCCCAACCUAAACCUCUGCAUGGUCUUUGAUGUUUGGCUGUCAUUGCUCUGAGACUUGCCAAGCAAAUGCCCCCCUUUAAAGAGAUUUCACUUAUCAUCCUGAGACCUUACUUUGAUAGACUGUUUUGCUCAUCCUUUGUACUGGGAUUAUGCAUGGGAGAGACAGAGAGAAGCAGAGACAGAGAAAAAGAGAGAGAGAGAAUCAGAGAGAGAAAGAGAGAGGGAGAGCUCUUUAGUUUUUGGUGGUCUAUUUAGAAAAUGCCAUGAUGUGUCCUAUCCCACCCCUUGCCAUUUUGGGUCCUAUGAGUAAUUUAAGACUAAUAGCUAUACUUUCAAAAUGACUUACAAUUAUGUCACCAAAAUGGUAUACUUCAUAGCUUUGCCAGACUGCAGCACCAUAAAAUUAAUUUAUGAUUUUUACAACAUUGCUUGUGCAGUCUGACUAGUUUACAUUAAAAUCCUUUAAGCUGAAAGCAAGCUUGCUCUAUAGAUUUAAAUGCAAACUUCAUUUACCGGUGCAUGAAGUCCUAUAAAACUAGGAUGUAUUCCCACAAAAAUUUUAUUGGCCUUUUUGUAAGAGAUGAGAAAGAAUUGACACUGUUCUCUUUAAAGAGGGGGAACUUUUUUAUUAUUAUUAUUUUUAUCUCCAAAAGCAGCUGUUAUCCUUUGCUGUGGCCUAUACAUUUUUCUUUCAGGAAUUUCUGAGAGAGACUAUUAAGUUUAAAUCACUAAAACAGGGGUUUUCUUUGGAUUAAAAUCUCUGGACUUGAAGACUUGAAGAACUUGUCUCUCUGAAAGAUAUUAUCUUAAAAAAAAAAAGUAGAAAGACAUGGCAUAUUCAUUCUCUUUCACAAAGCUUUCUCCAGAUGCCAAACUUCUAGCAAAGGUAUCUAUGAAGUUAGAAAAUGUUGUGAAAUAUAUCAGUGCAAUGUUCUUUUUUCCCUUUUUAGUCAUUUCUCUUUUCUGUCUAUUAGUAGUGGGUCAAGCUGCCCUCUGUAAAUGUCUUGAAUAAUAUAGUUGAUGGAUACAGUAAAGGAAAAGUUCUCCCAGAGGCUUUUGUUCCAGCUAGAGCAAGUUCAAAAGAACUGCAGAUGAGCUAGAAAUGUGCCUCUUUGGCCUACUGUAUGGCUUACUUUCAUUAUAUUUUUCUUCAUGUAACAUUGCAAAAUUCUGUCUUCUUAGUAGCUCCCAUUGUCUUUAUUAGAGAUAACAGCAGCAUAGAAAUGGGAGAGCAAAAUGUUGUCCUAACAAUAGUGGCAUUUAAAAAAAAAUAGUAGCCCUUGGUGUUAGUUGCCAUAACACUGUAUUUGAAAAUCAGUGCUUUUAGCUAAGAGCUGAAUGGGAGCGGUUUCCACUGUUUUGUCCCUAUAGAAGUUUCCAGAACAGCAAACAAAAGUGUAUUUUGUCAACUGUCACAAAAGUGAAAAUGUUAACUGAUUUUAGAUGUGUUUGCAUUUUCUUUGUGUGUUUUUAAUUUCCAAAUGAUUUUAAAAGCUGCAGUUUACCAAGCUGUUUGGGUGUAUUAAACAGCAUGUGGUGUUUUUGCAAGCAAUUCUAGGUAGGCAAGGGUCCACCACAUGGUUAUAUGGUCUUCUUACAUCCCCACAACAGGACCUAUCCCAAUACGAUGGCACAAGGAAAAGAGUUGGUUUUUUUUUCUAUUAAAGAAAGGAAAGGGGAUGGAAGACCAACCCUUGCCAAUUAGUCACUAGUGUGUAGUGUUGUAAUCUGAAGUAGGAAGUUCAAUGCACAUAGAGUAAUUGUAGUGCUUUAAGCAGCUGCUUAACCUUUUUUUCCCUCUUGCUGUGAAGACCAUGGAUUUGGAAUGUCUUCAUGAGGUGGGCCUAGGAAGUGAACAUCAAGCUUCAUGUCUUAGAACCCACCCCCCAUCUGAACCCAAAGAUAAACACAUGCAGAAUGCUUCCUGGUUAGACCUGUACUUUUAGGAACAUUUUUUCCCCUCUCUAUUUAACAAAUAAAAUUGAAAUCUAGAAAAAGUGGCUCAAUGUGAACCAAACUACUGUCCCUAAAAGAUGCAGCAUUUAAUGAUGAUGAUAGCAUCUUAAAGAAAAGCAUGUCAUUCUUUUCAUGGAUGGCUAUGGUUUUAUGUUAAAACUUGUUAAAAUUGGAAUAAAAAAAAUAUCCUUUUAACCUCUGUUUCCCAAGCCCUUUGACAAUGGUCACAACAUUUCAAGUGAGAUUCAAUAUAACAACAUUUUAUCACAACAAAAGAAAAUAGGACAUUUCCUUGGAGUUUAACAUGACUGGGUUUUAACUUCAGAAUCCUACAUCUUUAACGGUAGGGAGGAAGCAUAGCGUUUCAGAGAUGGGAAGUAUGUCCAAGGUCAUGUAGUCUGAUUAUUUCCAAGCAGGAAAAAAUUUAAUUCAAUUCAAUCUAAUUCAAUAAGCAUUUGUUAAGCAUCUUCUCUGUGCAAAGAUGCUGGGAAAAUAAAGCCAAAAAAAAAAAAAAAGAUAUAUUCCCUGCCUUCUAUAUACCAUCCUCUGUCCCGUAUUUGAAGACUCCCUGUCUUGGCCAAGUUCUGUUGAAAGCAGGAUAACUGACCAUAUGAUCUCUUCGGGGUCUUCCCAGCUCUGUGAUUUAAGAAUGUAAGGGCAGUUUGUAGGCAAACUGUCAUUCUCCAAGGCACAUUUAUCAUGGCAUGGCAAGAGAACAAAGCUGAGAAUAGCUCCAAAUGGUAUUCUUCUUCUAUUCUCUCUUCCUAAACAAUUCUGAUGGUAGACCAUAUGGCAAAUUAGUGGCAUUAACCAAGCCCCACACUGAGACUUCUCUUAGAGAAUUAAGAACCAAAAUCUUUACAACUUGCCAUCCCUGCUUGGCCUUGCCACUGGCCCUCACAUGCAUCCAGGGACAGAGCAAUAUAGAAGAAGAAUAUACUCCAGGUAACCAAAUUUCUGAUCAAGAAAUUCUCCUUGCCCUUUCCAAAAAGUAAUCAAGCUCCUGCUUCCUCUCCUCCAUAUUUCAUAAUUGCAUUUAAUUGUUCUCUGGGGGGGAUCUAUGAAAUGCCCCUCAUACAUACACACAUACGUGUGUGAAAUACAGAGGGAAACAGCAUCUUAUUCUCCUGACUCAAAUAUAAAUAAUGAAGCCAAUUAUUUUUCAUUUUUUUCCAUUUUGCUAUUGAAGAGACCUCAGAAGGUGUUUUUUUGUUUGUUUUUGGUUUGUUUGUUUUGAGGGGGAAUUGGUUUAUUUUUCCCUUUUGGUAGUGGUGUGGUUGGAGUUGGUCUGCAGGCACUUUCUGAACAAAUGAUCAGAUCUCCCUCCCCCACCCUAUUCCCUGUUUCAUUUAUCUGUGUUAAGAGCUGGAAGAAAACAGAAACAACAAAGAGCUGGUUGAACACUUGGUUUGACAUGAAGCUGAAGGAGCAAGCAAGUCAGAGAAGAUAGUUUGAAUAAAGCAUGGCCUUGGCUUCAUACCACACUUUCUGUGCCUUGUACUAUCAAUGUAAAUUCUGAAUGUUGUACAGUAAAUACUUGGAUGGACUCCUUAGAAAAGGCUGCACUGGCUUCUUUUUCAGCACAUGUACAUAUAUAUAAAUAUAUAUAUAUAUACAUAUAUAUAUUUGGUAAUGCCCAACAGCUGUGUUAUAUUGUAUUGAAAAAUGGACAGUUUGGAUGUUUUAUGUAGAGUUUGCAGAAAUUGGAUGGCUACAGACUUUUGAAGAAAAAUGUACAGACAUAAAUUACGGCAUAUCGGUUAUUUAUGAAUAAAGAGUCUUUUAUU